This is a messenger RNA of Episyrphus balteatus (marmalade hoverfly), 1838 nucleotides long. Its product is annotated as spermine oxidase-like. The record is from RefSeq and is a predicted model, not a curated record. NCBI's taxonomy places the organism in Eukaryota, Metazoa, Arthropoda, Insecta, Diptera, Syrphidae. The transcript has a single exon. Gene Ontology annotation, molecular function: polyamine oxidase activity. The coding region runs from base 219 to 1649 and encodes 476 amino acids.
AGUAAUAAUCAAUCAAUUUCUGACGUCAUUUUACUCAGUUUUUAGACGCCUCUUGGGAUGUAAAUACAUGAGAAAUGUUCAAAUUCUACAAAAAGUUAUCAAAGCAAGCACUCGAAGUUGGUAAUUUAGCCAAGUUAUUUAGUUUAAACGGUUUUCAUUCAAAAAUUGAGCGGAAAUUCCAAUUUUUCUGACUAUUUUCUAAUAACAUCAAAUUAAUCAUGAAUACUGCAAGAAUUGUAAUAAUCGGAGCUGGAACUUCGGGCAUUGCAGCCGCAACAAAACUCCUUGAACUUGGCUUCCAAAAGGUGUUGGUUAUCGAAGCUGAAAAUCGUAUCGGUGGUCGAAUACAUACAAUACCCUUUGGUGAUAAUGUCAUAGAUUUAGGAGCACAAUGGUGUCAUGGCGAGAAAGACAACAUCGUUUUUGAACUGGCUAAUAAGCACAAUCUUUUAGAAUCAACUGGAGAUGUCUACCAAAAUUAUGAAUGCAUUCGUUCAAACGGAGAAAUUCUACCAGAAGAAGUAACUCAACGAUUAAUGGGAAUUGUUCAUGAAGGUUUAGGGACACACAAAUCGGACCUCAAAGAAUAUAAUGGAUCUUUGGGGAGUUACAUAUCCCGAUUUUUCUUUGAAGAACUACAGCGGUCUGAAAACUCGGAUAUUGAUGAAAAAAUAGCAAAAGAAUUCUUUGAAUUCUAUGAGAAGUUUGAAAAUUCCUAUGAAUCUUCUGAUUCGUUGAGUGAUGUGUCUGGCAAGGGAUAUCUUGAAUAUUGGAAUUGUGAAGGUGACCUGCAAUUGAACUGGAAGGACAAAGGCUUUACGAAGCUCAUACAGUUAUUGCUGAAUUCUGAGAAAAUGGGUAAUGAACUGGGAGUAUUAAACAAGCGCGUACUUUUGGGAACACCGGUCAAUCAAAUAAGUUGGAAUAAUGGAAAGAUUGAAGUAAACUGUGGAAAUAAUAAGAUUAUCGAAGCUGAUCAUGUUAUAGUAACAGUAUCUUUGGGAGUUCUGAAGGAAAAACACUCGAAACUUUUUAAUCCAAAGUUGCCAAUACAAAAAGUUCGUGCGAUCGAAAGCAUUGGUUUCGGAACUGUUAAUAAAAUCUUCAUAGAAUUUCCUGAGCAAUUUUGGCCAAAUGAUUGGAAUGGUUUUGCUCUAUUGUGGAGACAAGAAGACCUUGAUGAGAUACGAGGAACAAAUCGUGCCUGGUUAGAGGAUAUUUUUGGAUUCUAUAAGGUCAGUUACCAACCUAGAAUUUUAACUGGAUGGGCUGUUGGAAAAACUGGACGCCAUAUUGAAACCCUGCCGGAGGAUGAAUUACUAAGUGGUUGUAUGUACCUUUUAAGAAAAUUCCUCAAAUGGCAGGUUCCUACACCUGUGAGUAUUAAACCAUCAACUUGGUUUUCAAAUGAAAACUUCCGUGGUUCAUAUUCAUAUCGAUCAGUAAUGGCUGAAAAAGAAGAUACGUGGGCAAGUGAUUUGGCGAGUCCAUUAAAAGAUUCACAUCAGAAACCAGUUGUUCUUUUUGCUGGAGAAGCUACAAGUGAUCAUUAUUACUCUACAGUGCAUGGAGCAGUACAAACUGGAUGGCGUGAGGCACAGAGAUUGGCGGACUUUUAUAAUAAUGGGGCACCAAAGUCACAGUUGUAAGACUACUUUAAAGACUUUAAGCGCUAAGUCGAAGGUCUUAAUGAUCUACCAGAGGCUACUAGAUUUAUUAAAAACAAUAUUGGUAACUUCUGGUUCCAUUUGUACAUGUAAAUCUAACUAAGAAGUAGAAAAGAAUAUAGUUUGAACUUAAAAUAUCUGGAAAUCUCAAGGAAAUCGUUCGAUAAUGCU